Messenger RNA from Seriola aureovittata, 1945 nucleotides. Its product is annotated as claudin-4-like. The record is from RefSeq and is a predicted model, not a curated record. The transcript has a single exon. Gene Ontology annotation, biological process: bicellular tight junction assembly; cell adhesion. Gene Ontology annotation, molecular function: structural molecule activity. Gene Ontology annotation, cellular component: plasma membrane; bicellular tight junction. Bases 13 to 801 code for a protein of 262 amino acids. Lineage: Eukaryota; Metazoa; Chordata; Actinopteri; Carangiformes; Carangidae.
UAUAUCUGAGCAAUGGAGCCAAAGCCCACCCAGAGCGGGUGGGGGGCUGCUCAACUGGGUCAUAUAAAACUUCCCCACAGUAGGAGAGCUUUUAGUUCACAGCUCAGUGAAGAACUGAGACACACCGAUAAAAAAAAAAAAAAAAAAGAGGAACACCAGCAAACAGCAAUGGCAUCUCUGGGGCUGCAGAUUCUGGGCGUUGGGCUGGCGGUGCUCGGAUGGAUAGGAAACAUACUGAUCUGUAUGCUGCCCCUGUGGAAGGUGUCUGCUUUCAUUGGGAACAACAUCGUGGUGGCUCAGAGCAUCUGGGAAGGACUGUGGAUGACCUGUGUGGUGCAGAGCACGGGCCAGAUGCAGUGCAAGGUGUACGACUCCCUGCUGGCCCUGCCUCCUGAUCUCCAGGCGGCCCGGGCCAUGGUAGUCAUCGCCAUCCUGUUCUCUCUGUUUGGCCUGCUGCUCUCUGUAGUUGGAGGGAAGUGCACCACGUGCAUUGGCGACAAAGCAGCAAAAGCCAGAGUGGCCAUCUCAGCAGGUGUUUUCUUCAUCCUGAGCGGGGCUCUGUGUCUGGUGACUGUCUCCCUGCCUGCUAACACUAUCAUAAAGGAUUUCUACAACCCCUUGGUUCCUGAUGCCCAGAGGAGAGAGCUGGGUGCAUGUUUGUACGUGGGCUGGGGUGCAUCGGGACUGCUGCUGAUCGGUGGUGCUCUUCUCUGCUGUCAGUGCCCGUCAGGAAGAGACCGCUAUAAUGGACCGAAGUACUCCCCGCCCAAGUCCACAACACCUGGGAAGGAAUUUGUCUGAGCUGGAGGCUCCUUUUGAAAAGUGGCUGACUUUACAUAUAGUACAAACCUGUUGCGUAUCCAAGUGUGAUUUGCAAUUUGACUAACUUCUUUCAACUAACACACUGCUGCCUUUUGUUUCUGAGAAAUGCAAGAGACUCUAAGGUAUGUGGCAUAUUAGAUUAAUGCAUCGUUGAGUUAGGACCAGAGUUUUUUUUAAAUUCAGUCAUUGUUUUGUAUUAUAAUUUCAAUAUUAAUUCAGACUCUCCUGGUGUUUUUAUUUUCUUUUUUGCAACAUAAGCACUUCAGAAAGACUCAUGUAUUCGCCAUGUGAAAUUUAUUUUUCAUUCUGUUUUUUUUUUCAUUCAUGCAAUAAACAUUAUUUUUUUGUCAGCAAUGUUUUUAAUAUGACUGAUCUAGUGGAAUUCAACAAACAAGGUAUGCAUACUGAAAAUAUUGGAUCUAAGAUUAAGAUUUUAUACACAAAACAUGAUCAUCUUAUAUGAUCUAUAUGUUAUUAUCACGGCUAUAUGUGAUUUGUGAUAUUGGGCUAUAUAAAUAAUUGACUUGACUUUAUAAAAUACUUAAAGUUCGCUCCACCUUGACCAGAUAAAAUAUUGAAAUGUUGCUUGCAUCAGAACAAAUAAUCCAGUACUGUAAUAUGUUAAUAUUGACAACAGGCAUUCUGCAUAAUGAGUACUUUUACAUGUGAUAGUUCAAGUACAUUGUGUACUUUUACCCACAACUAAGCAACAUUUUUACACUGUAUAUUGUUACUUUUACCAAAGCAAAAGAUCUGACUGGCCUGAUCUCAGCUAAGGGGCCAAAAUGUAAAACAGACACAAUGGUGGAAAAAUUACAGCAGCGUAUUGUUUCUCUUGGCAGACUGGUUUCAGUUGAAAAUGUCUGUAAACAAAAAGAAACCCAUUAAAGAGGUUAAGGAUAUAUCAUCCUGACAAGACUUGGCAGAUGUGCUCUUACUGGGCAAAGUGUAAAUAUCCAUUCUUUGCAGAUAUAAAACAGUUCCUUAGCAACAUGAAUCCCAGCAUACACAGUGCACUGUUGUCUCAGGCACUGAUGUCCGUUUUUCACUGAAGACAGAAACUGUACUUUACUGUCUUAAUACGAGGCCAGCCGAUUACAACAUGGAAAACAUCUCAACCAGA